Molecule: messenger RNA, 936 nt
Organism: Meloidogyne enterolobii
Lineage: Eukaryota; Metazoa; Nematoda; Chromadorea; Rhabditida; Meloidogynidae
Source: the annotation of a GenBank genome assembly
AUGUUCAAAAAAUUCAAUGGAAUUGUUAUUUUAUUUUUCCUUUUAAAAAAUUAUUCUGAAGGAGGAGGAUCGAGGAAAAGAACUAGAGAGGAAGGAAUAGGAGAAACAAGUGGGCAACAAAUCCAAGAGUUGAAAUGUAAGUGGGAUGGAUGUUUAUUUCUUUUCAAUAAUGAAGGUGAUUUUGCUAAACAUGUUAAAAAACAUGCAAAGGAUUCACAGGAUUGGAUAUGUCGCUGGACAGAUUGUAAGAGAAAUGGGAAGCCCUUUAUUCAAUUAUCUGAUUUAGUAAAGCAUACUGUUGUGCAUACUGGAUUUAAACCUUAUGUUUGCAUGCAUGUUAAUGAUGGUGUUCAUUGCAGUAAAAGUUUUAGUCUUAAGGGUAAUUGUGACAAACAUCAUCAUCAGUUCCAUCCUGGUUGCAAUGAAGAUUGUUGUAAACACAUACUCGAAGGACAACAAUCAAAUCAACCCCAUGAAGGACAAAAAUUACCAACAAAUGUAGAAAGCCAAAGAAAUGAUAAUGAAGAUUUAGACACGACUUUGCACCUUUAACCUUGGAUUCGAAAAUAUGUGCCCACAAUUGGGUUGUUCCCAGGCAUAUUUUUAACAAACACAAAACAAGAGUUGACACCUUUAAAUUGGCCUUUCUUUAAAAUUCUUCCAAAUUCAUUUUAUAUUAAAAUUUAAAUUUAUCGUAAAUGUUAGUCCCUCAAAACUUUAUUUAACUAAUUAGAGUUAUUCUCGCCUUUUUUUCUUGUUUCAUUUGCCGCUUCUGUUUAUUUUCAAAAUUCCAAUUAUAAACAUUAAAGUAAAUUCCUUAGCAUUCACUUGGCCCUUUUAGUUAUCCCGUCUCAUUUCGCAGUGUUAACCUGGUUUAUCUACAUUUCUUUUCUUAUUAUAUCAUUUUGCAUAAAGAAUUUCUUUUCUUUUAGAUUU